AUGCGUGCGAAGGCUCGCGGUGCUCCCCGCGACGCCUCCUUGGCAGACCAGUCCGAUGUCAUCGUCAACUCGGUCGACUCCUUCCACAUCCGCCUUGCCGUGACCGGCACCUCCUGUGAUAAAUACCCAGCGAAACAGCACGCCCGCAACGUCGCCGGCAAACUCGGAGCCUCACAUGGUCUGAUCUUCCUCGCGGGUCAGCCCACGAUCAACUGGCGCGAUUCCGACCAAUCGCGCCCGUUCCGCCAGCGCCGAUACUUCUACUACCUGAGUGGCGUGGAUGAGCCCGACUGCGCUCUCACAUACGAUGUGGGCUUAGAUAUCUUGACCCUGUAUGUACCGGAUUUCGACCUGCAUCGGGCGAUCUGGAUGGGCCCCACCCUGUCGCGGGAGGAUGCCCAAGAUCGCUAUGAUGUCGACCGCGUCCUGUACCAGUCGUCGCUUAAGUCGGAGCUGGAAUCCUGGCUGAGCGAACGAGUGCGAAACAGCUUGCUGUAUAUGGUUCACGAAUCGGAGACACCUCAAGGCUUGCCUGCGGAGAUUCCGCUGGACACAGAACAGCUGAUGCCUGCUAUGAAUGCAGCUCGGGGCAUCAAGGAUGAAUAUGAGAUUCGCAUGAUCCGCCAGGCCAAUACCGUGUCGGGCCUUGCCCAUCGGAAGAUUCUGGAGGGUAUCCAGAAAAUGUCGAACGAGUCGCAGAUUGAAGGAUCGUUCCUUGGCACCUGCAUCUCGCAUGGUGCCCCAAAUCAAGCAUAUCAGAUCAUCGCGGCGUCCGGACCCAAUGCCGCAGUCCUUCACUACGACCGAAAUAAUGAGUCUCUUCAUAACAAGUCUCUCGUCUGUCUCGAUGCUGGUGCUGAGUGGAACUGCUAUGCGAGCGAUGUGACUCGGACAUUCCCACUCUCUGGCGACUGGUCCAGCAAGUACGCUCGGGACAUCUAUCGUGUGGUCGAGCGCAUGCAAGAGGAAUGCAUCAAGCGCAUUCGCAGAGGGACACGCUUCCUGUCUCUACAUGAUUUGGCCCACGAGAUUGCGAUCAUUGAAUUACUGCAUCUUGGCAUCCUCAAGAAUGGCAGUCUCUCCGAAAUUCGAGCAUCCGGUGCCUCAAAAGUGUUUUUCCCCCACGGCCUAGGUCACCAUGUUGGUCUCGAAGUCCACGAUGUAUCCGAGUCAGAAAUCAUGGCUCUGCAUCCCGACUUUGACCAUGACCAGUAUGGUCCCGUCCUCAACCCGGCAGGAAGCCUUGCGCCCUGCACGCUAUCCGCCCCACUGCUGGAAGAGGGCAUGGUGGUAACCAUUGAACCGGGAAUCUACUUCUCGCCGUUGGCUCUUGCAAAUGCCUCCAAGCAGCCAUGUGCGAGGUAUAUUGACUUUGACAUUGCUGAACAGUAUGUCCAUAUUGGUGGUGUGCGCAUCGAGGAUGAUAUCCUCGUCACCGCUAAUGGCUAUGAGAAUCUCACCACUGCACCCAAGGGGGAGGAGAUGCUUGCCAUCAUUCGGGGGUCUACAUAG
Molecule: messenger RNA, 1512 nt
Organism: Penicillium canariense
Lineage: Eukaryota; Fungi; Ascomycota; Eurotiomycetes; Eurotiales; Aspergillaceae
Product: aminopeptidase P family protein
Exons: 2
Coding region: 1-1512 (503 amino acids)
Molecular function (GO): manganese ion binding; metalloaminopeptidase activity
Source: RefSeq, a predicted model, not a curated record